This is a messenger RNA of Porites evermanni, 3643 nucleotides long. NCBI's taxonomy places the organism in Eukaryota, Metazoa, Cnidaria, Anthozoa, Scleractinia, Poritidae. The record is from the annotation of a GenBank genome assembly.
AUGCCCUUUAUCGUUACUCCUGAAGGAAAAACCCUGGCACAGUCUGGUGCAAUUCUGAAAUACAUCUGCAAAAAAGGAGGUAAGCAAAACUACAUUCUUUAGAGUUUCUGAUUCAUCCCAUAUAAGGUAAUCCAGAUUCCAGAAUCCAGGAAAUUUUUUCAUGUGACAUUCAGAUUCCGGGAAAAUUUUGCUCCUGGAAUCCAGAAUCCUGGGCUUUGGAAUCCAGAAUCAGCUCAAGGAAUCCAGAAUCUCUUUACCCGUAACUAAUUUGAAUUUAGAAUCCAAGUUCCACUGACAAAGAAUGGAAUCCAGUACCUAGAAUCCGGAAUCCACAGUGUGGAAUCCAGAAUCCAAGAUUGUCUUGGAUUCUCUUCCAUGGGGGAAUUCUGAUUUUAUCUAGUGUAAGUAUAGGGGUUCCAUUUAACCCGUUGAUGACUGAUUUGGCUGCAUGUUUUUGUUCCGUGGAACAAUGCAUAUUUCCUCUCUCAAACCAUUCAGUAGCAUUCAGUUGAAGCGUAACUUGAAGUUGUUGUUGGGAGCUAAUCCUGAUGGUGGAGGUUCGUCAUUCAACAUUGUGCAUUGUCAAGUCCACAAAUACAUAUGACGCAGGGCUUCAUAACCAUCCCUCUCUAUUUACUAUAGUUUAAGUUAAUUUGUUGAGCAGUGAAUCCAGCAUGGAUCUUUGCAACGUUGAUCUCUUGCUUAAUUAGCAGCAUCUCAUAAGAUUGUGCCCCUUAAUAAUAUAAGAUACUGCUAAAGCUAAGUUUUGGAAAAGAGACCAAGCCAAAUCUGGGUGGUGACGCAUCAACAGUAUGGAAUUUCUGUGCUCGCCCAUCCGUCGGCAGUUCGCGGGGAAACCUGCGGCGUCCUCAAAUGUCGACUCUUUUCUCAGGCUGAACCCUGAAUCUAAAACUGUACUUUGAUACACCUGUCAGGUUUAAGUCCAUCAGACAGUUUUGAUGAAGCGCAAGCUGAUAUGAUCGUUGAUGGUGUUAAUGAUUUGCGUGUUGCUAUGGUCAAAGCACACUUUCAGAAGGACGAGGAGGAGAAGGUACGAUUCCACACCUAGACCCCAAUAACCACACCCUUAGCCUGCGCCACAGACGAAACUAAACUCUGGUUAAGUCCGUCUGCGAAACAGCGGUAAAAUACUCGUUCUGGGUCCCCAACUAUAUACCAGGAUUUGAGUAUGCGCCAUGAUUGGCCUUUUAAAAAGGCAACUGUCGAUUUGUCAAUCAGAUUGAAAGGAAAUUCGAAAUGCGCUUCUGGUAAUUCGUUGAGUUCGUUGAGGGCACAGAACAGGGAUCUCGUCGCUGUUUCGCAGUCGUUAUACUAAGGCUGCCACACCCUAUGAACACACUGGGUGUGCGGAAAGUAGCCUCUGCCGACAGUGAUCCGUUCGUAUUUUAACCUAGAGAACAGGCCUUAGUAUUCCGCGUUUUUCAGGCGAGGGCAGGCAAGCGCGAAGCGAGCAAGGAGAGCGAGACACGCGCGAGUUCCCCCGUUGCGCUUGUCUCGCGCUCCACACCCCCUUCGUGCUUCGUUCGCCUGUAAAACGUGAAAUAUAGCGCCUAUUCUGCCGGCUAUUCUUUUUCCGUAAUUUGGACGAAUAGAUUGAAAGAAAUGGUUUCUAACAGGCGCUAGACCAUUAGAGUAGAGUUGGAUAACUAAGUUUUAGCAAAACAUUUCAGUUUCUUUUUCUUCAGUACCAUUGCCCAAAAAUACAAUGAAGUAAAUGGUGGGCUCCCAAUGUGCUUUCACUUGUGACCCAGUAGACGCGUUAUGUAGGAAUCCACAGCUGUUUACGUUAGUCUAAAUUACCUCUAUCGGACGCAGAAACGGGAACGUCACAAAAUCGAUGGGAUUACUAAGCGUUAAUUUCCUAUGGUAAGGUAACCGGCUGAAUGACAUAAAAUGUGGUCAUAUUUCUUCUUACCGUCAUCUUUGUUUAGAAAAAGCUAUGGAAGGAGUUUUUCGAAACAACAGUUCCUGACCGGCUUGGGAAAUAUGAAGCUCUUCUCAAAAGCCGAGACGAAGGCAAGGGCUACUUUUUUGGAGAAAAGGUAAACAUAAAGGAUAAAACAACAACAGCAACAACAAACUUUUUUUUGCAUAACAGUAAACUUUUAAGUAUUUCAAAAGCGUGCACCGCAUACUGAAAGAAAAAGGGAAAAAAAGCAUGGACACAAUUUUAAAAUUGCAUUAAUAACAUUUCGUACCGGAGAUCGUUAAUACUAAAACAAGUUGAUAAAAAAAAAAUGAAAUAGAAAGUCGAACAUCCAUGAUGUGCGACCACCUGUUUUAAGUGGCCACUCCCAUAAUAUAAGCGACCACCUAUCCAAAAUAUCAAAAUCUUCGCAGUCAAAGCCUUACAGUUGGAAGAGCUCGUAAACGAGCACCUCCUUUAAGCGACCGCGACUACUCUUCAGGGCUGACGGUUUUAGUAAUUACCCAUUGUUUCUAGACUCCUGUAAGCAGCCACUUUGACGCUUGUUCUUAUAUAUGUUCGCCGUAUGUUCUAUGCCACUUAGAGUAGUUAUAAGUCAGAAGAAUUCGUUUUAACGACAAUGCAACGUGGAAUUAAAAAUAUUGCAACUUGAAAAUUGCAUGCAAUCAAUAUAUUAUUAUUUCACAUAAAGUAAAUGUGUCCCCUUCUCGGAUGAAACCCACUGUGGUUUGAUUCUUGUAAAUGAUCAUGACUACCGAGUCUUCACAUUUUGGGUUGUCGCUUACGGGAGGUUCAACUGAAAUUAUUAAAUAGGAUACGGAUUUGAUGCGUUCAUAAUCAAUUCGUUAACAGAUUUUCUUCUUAUAAAGUCAAGAUAGUUUGAAGGGACUUCUCUGAGUCUUCCUUCAGGUUUGUCUUGGAGGUAAAAUUCUUUGAGUGUAUGGCAAUACUUGGAGAAAAUCGACCAAGAACUCGGAUUUUUUUCUUUCUGAAUCGCUCGUACAUGUGUCCUCCACAUGUGGAUCGAACUGAUUAAAAAAAGAAAAAAAAGAAAUGAAAAAGAAAAAUCGUUCUCAGUCUUUUUAUUAUUAUGAUGAUGUAAAAUUUAGCACAGGGAUUUUCCCUGGGGAGAAAUAUCCAGUCAAGUCUCAUCCCGAGACCUCAGACUUCCAGCACCUUUCUGAGGAUAUGUGCCGAUCCGAGGAGUGCCGACUUUUGCAUCGUUCUUGUUCCGUUUUUAAUUCCUAAUUUCUCCAAGUGGCCUGCCAGCUUCUUUGACACUGAACCCAAUGCACCUACAACCACUGGCAUUAUUAUUAUUAUUAUUUUUUUUAUUAUUAAUUUUUUUUUAUUAUUUUUUUUUUUCGUGAUUCAUUUUUUCUUUUUUUUUUGGUCAAAUUUUUCGCUCGCGGGCUUGCUCACUUAAAACAUUGUGCAAAUAAAACGCCUCCGUCAGUAAGUAAUUUGUCUUUCCCUCUAUUUUUUUUCUUCCAGCUCACCUAUGCCGACAUUGCGUUCGUUGAGUUCUUUCAAAGCCUAAAGGUGAACGUAGAUAUCCAGAAAGGGAAAGAAAAAAAAGAAGAUAUCGAGGAGAUAUUGAAGAAGUUUUCUCUGUUGUAUGAGUAUUACAAGCGUGUGUUAGCCGUGGAAGAAAUAAAAACCUGGAUUGAGAAACGCCCCCAAUCCGACUACUGA